AGCUUUAUGGAUUAGAUUUUCGCACAUUUAAUUUUGAAAUGGAGUUAAUUUGGCAGAUGGCUCGUACAAAGCAAACUGCUCGGAAGUCAACUGGUGGAAAGGCUCCCAGAAAGCAACUUGCUACCAAGGCUGCCCGUAAGUCUGCCCCUACUACAGGCGGUGUGAAGAAACCCCACCGUUAUCGUCCUGGUACUGUUGCUCUACGUGAAAUUCGUAAGUACCAGAAGAGUACUGAGCUCCUGAUCAGGAAGCUUCCUUUUCAGAGGCUUGUGCGUGAGAUUGCUCAGGACUUUAAGACUGAUCUGCGUUUCCAAAGCCAUGCUGUUUUAGCACUUCAGGAGGCUGCAGAGGCCUACCUUGUGGGCCUUUUUGAGGACACCAAUCUGUGUGCUAUUCACGCCAAGCGUGUGACGAUAAUGCCCAAGGACAUUCAGCUGGCUCGCAGAAUCAGGGGUGAGCGUGCUUAGAUGAUUUGAUUCUCGGACAAGGUGUGUGGUGAUGGUGUUUUUUAGUUUAGUUUGUUGUUAAGAAGCAUAAAGAUGCUAGACAGUAUUAAGCUCAAAUAGUUAUUGUUAGUGCUGUUUAUGGGUUGUAAUGGUAGUGUUCCCUUUGGAUGGAAACUAUACUUUUCACAGCUAUUACUCUAUGGACUAGAAUGUUUCCUUUGAACUGCUUUUGGUGAGGAAUUUCCUAUUUGCAUCAUAUGUAGUGGAUCUGUUUUCUAGUAUAUUGCUGUGGUGCAAUUUAUGUU
Messenger RNA from Olea europaea var. sylvestris, 751 nucleotides. RefSeq names its product histone H3.3-like. The coding region runs from base 39 to 467 and encodes 142 amino acids. Lineage: Eukaryota; Viridiplantae; Streptophyta; Magnoliopsida; Lamiales; Oleaceae. Gene Ontology annotation, cellular component: nucleosome. Gene Ontology annotation, molecular function: DNA binding; protein heterodimerization activity; structural constituent of chromatin. The record is from RefSeq and is a predicted model, not a curated record. The transcript is spliced from 4 exons.